AUGAAAAUUCUUACUGGUCGAGAAGAAGCUGUUAAACUAGUAACUCAUUAUGACGUUGCAUUUAUUGGUAUUUUGACAGAUUCUAAAAAAAGUUCGACAAAAUCUAUACCACCACGAGAUUAUUAUACACUUGAAUUUGAAAAAUAUGAUCAGAUACGUGGUCGACCGAUUGAUCAAGAAGAACCAUUAUUUCAUUAUAUGCAAAUAGGUAGUGGUGGUCAAGUAACUGAUCCAAAAACUAAGAAAUUAGUACCCAUACCUGAACCAAAAAAAACCUAA
This is a messenger RNA of Adineta steineri, 279 nucleotides long. NCBI's taxonomy places the organism in Eukaryota, Metazoa, Rotifera, Eurotatoria, Adinetida, Adinetidae. The record is from the annotation of a GenBank genome assembly.